This is a messenger RNA of Acipenser ruthenus (sterlet), 2964 nucleotides long. RefSeq names its product hippocampus abundant transcript 1 protein-like. Gene Ontology annotation, cellular component: membrane. Gene Ontology annotation, molecular function: transmembrane transporter activity. NCBI's taxonomy places the organism in Eukaryota, Metazoa, Chordata, Actinopteri, Acipenseriformes, Acipenseridae. Gene Ontology annotation, biological process: transmembrane transport. The transcript has 12 exons. The record is from RefSeq and is a predicted model, not a curated record. Bases 174 to 1655 code for a protein of 493 amino acids.
GCGGGACUACCACUCAGAUCGAAGAAUUCGGUUGAGGUGGGCGGGUCUUUGUGUGUUUCAGGAAGAUGAGGCUAACUAAGGCAGAGAGGUCGGAUCGUUUCAAUAAUUUACAUUUUUGAAUGUAGGUAGGUGUGCGUUUCUUUACCGUACGGAAGGAUGGAAGCAAGAUUACAAUGACGGGAGACAAAAAGAAGAAAAAGCGGCUCACCCGCAGCAAUCUACUGGCCAAGAAAAUUGUUAUAAAAGAUGGAGGCACUCCACAAGGGAUGGGAGAGCCCAGCGUCUACCAUGCAGUGGUCGUCAUUUUCCUUGAGUUCUUUGCCUGGGGAUUGCUUACAACCCCGAUGCUGACUGUGUUGCGUCAGACUUUCCCGCAGCACACAUUUCUAAUGAACGGGCUAAUUCAUGGCGUCAAGGGGCUGUUGUCGUUCCUGAGCGCCCCUCUGAUUGGGGCUCUCUCGGACGUGUGGGGUCGGAAGUCCUUCCUCCUGCUGACUGUGUUCUUCACCUGCGCCCCGAUACCUCUCAUGCAGAUCAGCCCUUGGUGGUACUUUGCAGUAAUCUCAAUGUCUGGAGUCUUUGCUGUUACGUUCUCGGUGAUAUUUGCCUAUGUCGCUGACAUCACUCAGGAGCACGAGAGGAGCACUGCCUACGGCCUGGUGUCGGCCACGUUUGCUGCAAGCCUGGUAACCAGCCCGGCGAUCGGUGCCUACCUGUCUCACGAGUACGGUGAUACCGUCGUCGUGAUCCUGGCUACCGCCAUCGCGCUGCUGGACAUCUGCUUCAUCCUGGUGGCAGUGCCAGAGUCCCUGCCCGAGAAGAUGCGCCCAGCAUCCUGGGGGGCGCCCAUCUCCUGGGAACAGGCAGACCCCUUCUCUUCUCUUCGUAAGGUGGGCCAAGACUCGACGGUUCUCCUCAUAUGCAUCACCGUGUUUCUUUCCUACCUUCCUGAAGCCGGACAGUAUUCAUGUUUCUUUCUUUACUUGAGACAGGUAAUUGGGUUCACUUCUGACACAGUGGCUGCCUUCAUAGCGGUGGUUGGAAUCCUCUCUAUAUUGGCCCAGACAGUGGUUUUGGGUGUCUUGAUGAGAUCCAUAGGGAACAAAAACACCAUCCUUCUGGGCCUGGGGUUCCAGAUCCUGCAGCUAGCCUGGUAUGGCUUCGGAUCAGAGCCUUGGAUGAUGUGGGCAGCAGGUGCCCUGGCUGCCAUGUCCAGCAUCACCUUCCCAGCCAUCAGUGCUAUAGUGUCCAGGAACGCGGACCCCGAUCAGCAGGGAGUGGUGCAGGGAAUGGUCACAGGUAUCCGGGGCUUGUGUAACGGUCUGGGGCCGGCUCUCUACGGCUUCGUCUUCUACCUGUUCCACGUGGAGCUCAAUAAAAUAGAUGACGGGGAAGACCUGGACAAAGCUGUCAACCCCAACAUGGUCAACCCCACUGACGAGAGUUCCAUUAUUCCAGGGCCGCCCUUUCUCUUCGGAGCGUGCUCUGUCCUCCUCUCCAUCCUGGUUGCUUUGUUUAUUCCUGAGCACAGCGGCCCCAACGUGAGGCCAGGCAGCUACAAGAGGCACAGCAACGGAGCCCAGAGCCAUUUCCACAGCCCCCAGCCGGGCUUCCUGGACAGCAAGGAGCCCCUGCUGGAGGACAGCAACGUGUAGCCAGAGCCGCAGGGGGAGCAGGAGCUUCUCCACCCGGUUCAGAGAUCAAGAAUGCUUCAAGAGAAGGCCGUUGAUGCACCCAGCGGUGAGGAUCAGCACGGAUUGGGUCUGCACUCGGUGUUGAAGACAGGAAGAAGGGCAGGCAUGGACUUUGGAGCUUGCUUUAUAAUUAGGGGCGAUGGAGGAGUAGAAAGGUGCUUCUGUCAGACUGUUUGUUUGUUUGUUUGUUUGUUUGUUUGUUUGUUUGUUUCUUUUUUUCUGGCUUGUAAAAUUAUCUUCUUCUGCUUCUUCUUCUGCUGCUGCUUCUGCUUCUGUCUGAACGAGCCUAAACAAAAUCACUAAUACUCCCAGUCCAAAGGUUAAACUGCAGACUUGGAUAGACUGGGUAAGAACUAACAAAAGCCAACCUUCGUCGUCAAACUUGAAACUCAAAUGCCACGGCUUACUUUUAUAGAUUGAGGCGAGAUAAGUGGAUGGGUUCAACCACUCGGGAUUGAAAGGAAAUCACUAGAUAUGCAAUGUACAGCAGAAUGCAGGCUUGUAGUUAAUUUCAUUGUGCAUUUCAAUAGCGCAUUAAUUGUCCACGAGAUGCCAAAAAUGUUGUUGCGAAGAUCAGAAAUUUUCUGUUUUAUAUAAAAUGUUGUUUUUUUUUCUUCCCAUUUUGUAUUUGUUGUGAUUCUUUCUUUUUUUUUAGUAUAAUGCUCUUUGUUCUACCAGCCAUUUGGUUUCCUUGGUACAUUUUGGGUAAUUCCCACAAGUAAACGUUGUGAGGACUGGUUCCUUCUCUGCAUGGGUGGUUGAGCAGAAGCUACAAAAAAUCUCUUAGGAAAAAAAAAUAAUAAUAAAUUGCCUUAAAGUCACUAACAUUACAUUACCUGAAUGAAGAAUCGGCAUUCUGAACGGUUAGUAAUCUUAAUAUUGCUCCCAUUGGAGCAAGUAUAUACAUAUAUAAAUAUAUAUAUUUAUAUAAUCCUGUUCGUUUUACUUCUCCUAAUACCACGUCUUUGUAAAGGUCAACAUUGCUUUAACAGAAAUGACUUUGUGAUAUUUCUACUGUCAGGGUUAUUUUUGAAAGUCCUGCAGUCUGGGUGUGGUUUAACUGCAGACACACAGUUAAGAUUUCUACUGUUGAUCAAGGAUCUGACUGUAAAUAAGAGUUCUGUGUUGCAUUUUGUGCUGCAGCAAUAGGAAGUUAAAUUUAUUAUUAUUAUUAUUAUUAUUAUGAUGCAUUAUAAAAAAGGAUUGUAAAUGUUGUAACUGAUGUAUUAUUUAAAUUAUUAACACAAUUAAAAACAUUUUUUAAAAAGUA